CCGCGGUUGCGGCCGGCGGCGCGCGGCGUCCGGGACUCCGGGUCUCCGGCGCGCGCUCCCGCCGCCCCUCCCCCCGCGUCGCGCAACUUGCGGCCAAAGUUUCCCCCCCUGGAGGCGGGGGCGCGCGCGCGCGCUCGGAUGGCGAGCCACUAAGUUGGCCUGGGCGGCGGGGCCGGGCCAUGGCCCGCGCGUCCCCACCGGGUCCCCAGGACUCCGGACCACGGGGCCCGGGCGCCCCAGACUCGCGCCUCUAGCGCGCCCCCGCCGGCCGCGGGCACGCGUGGGAAAGUUGGCCUGGAACCGGCCCGACCAGUUCCUGCCGGGCGCGCGGACCGGCCGCAGGAAGUUGCAGCAAAACUUUUUUUCGGGGGGUGCGACCGGAGCCCCCCAAGCGCGCGGGCUGCAUGCGCGCAGGGUAGCCGGGUCCGCCUCGGGUCGCCAGGCGUGCCCAGAGGGGACGGGCUCGCCUCGGGGCGCCCCAGCCCCGCCGUCCCGGGGGCUAUGGCCAUGGUGACCGGUGGCUGGGGCGGCCCCGGAGGCGACACGAACGGCGUGGACAAGGCCGGUGGAAGCUACCCACGCGCGACCGAGGACGACUCGGCGUCGCCUCCGGGGGCGGCCAGCGACGCGGAGCCGGGUGACGAGGAGCGCCCGGGGCUGCAGGUGGACUGCGUGGUGUGCGGGGACAAGUCCAGCGGCAAGCACUACGGCGUGUUCACCUGCGAGGGCUGCAAGAGUUUCUUCAAGCGCAGCAUCCGCCGCAACCUCAGCUACACCUGCCGGUCCAACCGCGAGUGUCAGAUUGACCAGCAUCACCGGAACCAGUGUCAAUAUUGCCGCCUCAAGAAGUGCUUCCGGGUGGGCAUGCGUAAGGAGGCCGUGCAGCGCGGCCGGAUCCCACACGCGCUCCCAGGCCCCGCGGCCUGCAGCCCCCCGGGCGCGGCGGGCGUGGAGCAGUUCGCGGGGCCGCCGGUGUCCGAGCUGAUCGCGCAGCUGCUGCGUGCCGAGCCCUACCCCGCGGCCGGGCGCUUCGGCGGCGGCGGCGCCGUGCUGGGCAUCGACAACGUGUGCGAGCUGGCGGCGCGCCUGCUGUUCAGCACGGUCGAGUGGGCCCGCCACGCGCCCUUCUUCCCCGAGCUGCCGGCCGCCGACCAGGUGGCGCUGCUGCGGCUCAGCUGGAGCGAGCUGUUCGUGCUGAACGCGGCGCAGGCAGCGCUGCCGCUGCACACGGCGCCGCUGCUGGCCGCCGCGGGGCUGCACGCCGCGCCCAUGGCCGCCGAGCGCGCCGUGGCCUUCAUGGACCAGGUGCGCGCCUUCCAGGAGCAGGUGGACAAGCUGGGCCGCCUGCAGGUGGACGCCGCCGAGUACGGCUGCCUCAAGGCCAUCGCGCUCUUCACGCCUGAUGCCUGUGGCCUUUCUGACCCAGCCCAUGUGGAGAGCCUGCAGGAGAAGGCACAGGUGGCCCUCACCGAGUACGUGCGUGCCCAGUACCCGUCACAGCCCCAGCGCUUUGGGCGCCUGCUGCUGAGGCUGCCGGCCCUGCGCGCUGUACCCGCGUCCCUCAUCUCGCAGCUCUUCUUCAUGCGCCUGGUGGGCAAGACACCCAUUGAGACGCUCAUCCGGGACAUGCUGCUGUCAGGGAGCACCUUCAACUGGCCCUAUGGCUCAGGCUAGUGAUGGACCGCUUCCAGGACACAUGGAUCUGGGGAUCAGGUCCCCAGCUUCUCUCCUG
Acomys russatus (golden spiny mouse) is the source of this 1732-nucleotide messenger RNA. It is a transcript of the gene Nr2f6, whose product is annotated as nuclear receptor subfamily 2 group F member 6. The transcript has 4 exons. The record is from RefSeq and is a predicted model, not a curated record. Gene Ontology annotation, biological process: negative regulation of transcription by RNA polymerase II; cell differentiation; anatomical structure development. Gene Ontology annotation, molecular function: RNA polymerase II cis-regulatory region sequence-specific DNA binding; nuclear receptor activity; zinc ion binding. NCBI's taxonomy places the organism in Eukaryota, Metazoa, Chordata, Mammalia, Rodentia, Muridae. The coding region runs from base 502 to 1674 and encodes 390 amino acids.